AUGACUUUAGGGGCCGAGGCUGCAGAAGGACAGCACGAUAGUCAUGCAACAGCACCGAAGCAGGUGGAUGACAAGAAGAAGUUGUCUAAUAAGGAAUUGAAAGAACUGAAAAAGCGUGAAAAGGCUGCAAAGCGUUCGGCUAAAAAACAAGAGGGUGGUAUGAGUAUAGAACAACAGCAACAACAAGCCCAAAUGAAACGCGAAAAAAAGGAAGUGCAGCGUGAACAGCAAUUGCAACAGCAGAGAGAUCAACAGAAAAAACGAGAGAAAAAAGCCAUGCAAAGCAAACCUUCCUUGAAAAAGAGUACACUGUUUGGUCAUUUGGAGACAGCUGCAGAAAGAAGGGCCACAUUACUUGCAAUAACGAGUGCAAUCACUACACCAAAAGCUUCCAGAAUAACUGCUUCAGGAUUGAUGGUGCCAACUAUAGCCACUGCAGUGCCAGGUGCAACGGCUACAACCUCUGCGUUAUCCGCCCCCAAUUCAUCUACUUCAUCUACCUCAUCGACACAUGGUGGCUCUUCACCAGGAACUCUUGGCAUGGGACUAACAGCAACCAAUAAUAGCCAGCAGGAAGGUACGAAUGAUCUUGCAAAGACUUUUGCAACCAUGACACUUGAUUCAGACGAAUUCUCUUUAGUGUCAGGGAUUUCCUCUGUCAUUCCUCAUGCCAUCGAACAAUCAUUUGACUCCCCUCAGAUGGUAUCUUCAGUCAAAGAGCUUCUCAUGAAUAAAAACUUGAUACAUCCUGCAGUAACUCUCCUGACCUCCCAAAUAUCCAAUUAUAAGAUUGUAGGUUCAACCCCCCGUUGCAUAGCAAUGCUAGAGGCAUUUCAAAUAGUUAUAAAGGACUAUCAGACACCUCCAGGUACCACACUUUCCCGUAAUUUGACAAACUACCUGUCUCACCAAAUCGAUAUAUUGAAAAAGGCGAGACCCUUGAAUGUCACGAUGGGUAAUGCUAUCAGGUGGCUCAAACAGGAGAUUUCUUUAAUUGAUCCAUCAAUGGCUGAUAAAAAAGCGAAGCAGGAAUUAUGCGAGAAGAUUGCUCAAUUUGCCCGUGAAAAAAUUGAGUUAGCUGAUCAACUGAUAAUAGGAACUGCUUCACAUCACAUAGAAAAUGGUACAACAAUCGUAGCUUACGGUUCGUCCAAAGUACUAACGGAUCUAUUCAUUUACAAUUCUGUCGAUUUAAAAAAGAACUUUAAAGUGAUAGUUGUGGAUUCACGACCUCUAUUCGAGGGUAAAAAAAUGGCUGAGGCUUUAAGAAGUCAUGGUGUUAAUGUUAUGUAUGGUCUUAUUACUGGGCUGGACGACAUAUUUAAUAUGGACGUUGAUUAUGUCUAUUUAGGUGCGCAUUCUAUUUUGUCAAAUGGGUUCUUGUAUUCGAGAGUUGGUACUGCAAUGGUUGCUAUGACGGCAAAGAGACGUAAUAUUCCUGUAUUGGUUUGCUGUGAAAGUCUGAAAUUUUCCCAAAGAGUUCAACUAGACAGUGUUACGUUCAACGAAUUAGCUGAUCCUGAUGAUUUAAUAUACAUAGACUCGAAAAAGUCCGUGAACCUCCACAGUGCCAGCAGCACACUUCUCCACCAAUUUUUGAAAGAGCGUGAGGAGCAGAAAAAGAAAACCAUUCAGGAAAAUAAAUCAAAUACGAAGAGCAACAAUUCAUCCUCCACUUCAAUUUCAAAACCAAAUACCAUUUCAGAGCCUUCAGGUAAAACGGUAUCAAAUAUUCUGGACGGUUGGCAAGAUAUUCCAAGUCUUAACAUAGUAAAUGUCUUAUAUGAUCUAACUCCACCUGAGUAUAUCAAAAAGAUUAUAACUGAAUUUGGAGCGCUACCACCAUCUUCCGUUCCGGUAAUCUUACGAGAAUAUAAGAGCUCUGCAUAA
This is a messenger RNA of Zygotorulaspora mrakii, 1890 nucleotides long. RefSeq names its product translation initiation factor eIF2B subunit delta (gene GCD2). The record is from RefSeq and is a predicted model, not a curated record. The transcript has a single exon. Bases 1 to 1890 code for a protein of 629 amino acids. NCBI's taxonomy places the organism in Eukaryota, Fungi, Ascomycota, Saccharomycetes, Saccharomycetales, Saccharomycetaceae.